CGUCACUGGUCACAAACGAUGUACGAAAGUCGUACGAAUUCUUCCAGUCUGCUUGGUUUAAUGAUCACGAGACGCAGAUCAUGCGAGACGAGGGGGAAAAACGCAUGUAACACACGUGACAUACACAAAACGGUCGUACGAAUUACGUGUCUAUCUAUAUGAGAGCGCGUAGUAUACACGAGCACCAGGAACAAGAGAACGGAGAAGAGAACAAUGGUAAAAGGAGGGAAGCGAUGGACUACAACUGAGAUCAAAUUGUGGAAGGACAUGCUUGCAUAGAAGGGAGAGAAUCGGAGGUUGAUAGCGCGGAACAAGCGAGAAAGGAGGCACUAGUCGCAUUACAUAUAUGUAUGCAUUCGAGAAGGAUUAUGGAUCGUUUGCUCGUCCCACUACCAACUAUGAUAGAGAUAUGGAGGGGCAUACAAAAACGACGGACAAAGGAAGACCCGAAGCAGUCAUCGAAUGGAGACAAGCGUAGAAUUCGAAGGCUACGAAGUAGAAUAAGAUUGUGCGCAAAGUACGACGAUGCGAUUAUCAGCGCGAACAUCGAUAAUAUUUUUCUCAGUUCUUUUGUGUUGUUCGAUAUCCUGUAAUGCACAGUACGAAGGCGAUUCAUGCACUAUCGAUGGUACUCCAGGUAUUUGUAUAGUCCUCUCUCCAGCGAAUUGUCCAUCGGUUUAUCAAGAUUUAUUGAAAGGGAAACCUCCAUCUAGUUUAUGUGGAUACAAAAAUUUUCAUCCGGUCGUGUGUUGUCCAAAAAACACGCCUACGACUACUUCUUCAAAUACAAUCACAAGCACAAUUAAAACCACAACCCCGACUACAACAGAUCGAGGAUCAGUCGUUACUAAAGGAGCCAAGGCCAAAGCAAUGUGUGAAAAAUACGCCAAAUCCGUGUAUCAGCUCGUACCUUCGCCAACUUUAACAAUUGACAACCCACUAAUCAACAUAUCUGUAUGCGCGAUUAAAACUCGUAAGCUGAUCGUCGGUGGUACAAAGGCUGAACCAAAGGAAUUCCCGCAUAUGGCUGCGAUUGGAUUUGAUACCGACGAUGGUAUCGAUUGGCAAUGCGGAGGCACGCUAAUUUCGGAAAGAUUCGUUCUAACCGCUGCACAUUGUACCUACAGUAUGUACGGAGGUAGAGCACGCUGGGUACGAUUAGGUGACUUAAACCUCGAGAGAACGGAUGAUGACGCGAGACCGCAAAAUUACCUUAUUAUUGAACGGAUAAAACAUAAUAAGUACCAGAGUCGAUUCGCAUAUCAUGAUAUCGCGCUACUAAAAUUAGAAAAAGACGUGGAAUUUAACGCGUGGAUAAGACCCAGUUGCUUACCAUACUCUUUGCCGGAUAUUGGUACCGAUGGUAAAGCAACUGCAUCCGGAUGGGGAAGAGUUGAUUUUCUUGAGGACCCAUCAAAAGAUUUAUUGAAAGUUACCAUUAAUUUGAUAGCUCAACCGGUAUGCAACAGAUCAUUCGUGUACGAAAGUAAAUUCAUACGUGGUAUUAUGGAUGAGUGGCAAAUUUGUGCCGGUGAAGUCGGAAAAGACACCUGUCAGGGUGACAGUGGGGGCCCUCUCGUCAUCUUCAACAAUGAUUACGAUUGCAUGUACAGCGUAAUCGGUAUAACAAGCAUUGGAAAACCUUGUGGUCUCUCUGAUCCUGGUAUAUAUACUCGCGUUUAUCAUUAUAUUUCGUGGAUAGAGAGCAAAGUUUGGCCAGACUCGUGACACAGAAAUACAAUGAAUAUAAUAAUACUUUUAUGUUAAA
Molecule: messenger RNA, 1768 nt
Organism: Bombus huntii
Lineage: Eukaryota; Metazoa; Arthropoda; Insecta; Hymenoptera; Apidae
Product: serine protease snake-like
Exons: 7
Coding region: 526-1728 (400 amino acids)
Biological process (GO): proteolysis
Molecular function (GO): serine-type endopeptidase activity
Source: RefSeq, a predicted model, not a curated record